Symbiodinium pilosum is the source of this 1392-nucleotide messenger RNA. The record is from the annotation of a GenBank genome assembly. Lineage: Eukaryota; Dinophyceae; Suessiales; Symbiodiniaceae.
AUGCAGUGGGAUGGUCCGAUCGCACCGUUCUGUCACUCCCAUUCCGAAGAUUCCCUGUUCGGAUCAUUUCGGCCGCCAACUAAUGGCCACCCCAACGUGCAGUAUUGUUGCGGUCACCAAGAUAUUCAACAUCAGGGUGGGGGUGGUGCUGUGCGCAAUCACGGGGAAACAGCUACACGGUUUAAAGGUCGUUUGUUGGCUUGCGCCCGCGAAUUCACGAGGUCCAGGGGGUUUCAAGCUUCCAGCGACUUGUUGACGAGGACGCCUUUAGCUUCAUGGACAGAUCCACCAUGGGCUGCAUGCAUCUGGAGCAAGCCACAGGAGUGCGAUGGCAAGCUCGAGGUGGACACGGCUUCAGGAUUCCCUCAAGCCGAGGGGCGAGCCCAGCUCUCCAUCGCUGGUGGUCACGAUGUUCAGCUCACGUUGCGCUUGGUCCCGCCUGGUGAGGUGCAUGUUUUUCUUGAUGAGUUGGCGAACUGGCAGCACUAUGCCAGGCAUGCGUUGGUUGCCGCAUCUGGCAUCAUUGCUGGGAAGAUUGCGUCUGGCGCUUGCGUCUCCCUGACGGCAUUGCCACCUGCAAGACCACAGAAUGAUGAGGGCGGCCCAAGGGUGGCAGCACAGCUGAUUCUCGAUCUUGGUGCAGACCCCCGCGCUUUGGCUGACGACGGACUGUCGCCCUACACCGCAGCGAUCCUCAAGGAGGACCCCUGCGGAAUGCUUAGUGGGCUUGACAGCGGGCUUCGGCUCAGGAUCUUGAAGGGGGACAAGACGGCCUGGGCCGAAGUGGCUCGAUCUGCCCAAGGGAGAGGCCCCCCAGACAUAGCUGCUGGAGCUCUGUCACGAGGGCUGGCCAUUCCGGAGAGCAUGGCAGAGGAGCUGCUCGGCUACUGCUUUGAGGCGGACUUGCCGCUCCUCACCCUUCGAGGCACUCGGCUUUUGCUGGACGCCUUCAUGGAUUACCUGAGGGCAUCUGAGGCGGAGGAGUUCCUUUCAGAUCCCUGCGCGCUUCCCCAGACUCGCGGGGGUGCAGAGUGCCCCAUAUGCUUGGAGCCAUUAUGCAGGUCUACACCCACGGCUUUUGUCGAUGCAGCUGACAUUGCAGUUUGCCUUCACCUUUUGUGCAGCAGUUGCGCGCGGGGAUACGCGUCAUCCACCAACUCCCAGGGGGAGGCCUUGAGGUGCCCCGAAUGCCGACGGCACGCCGUCACGAUGAAGCAGCUACCCUCGCUUAGUGAGGACCCGCUGCAUUGGUUCGAGUUUUUGGCUGGGGCUUCUGACACAGUGAGUGUCAACGGCAAGGUUGCCAAAUCAAUGCUUCUGCGAACGAUUUCUUCCAUGCUGCCCGUCGAGGCAGAUGCCAUAGAGGUUGGUCCUGAAGAUGUGGCUUUGUAG